GCCGUACUGCACAUGCGCAGUAGGUCUGUUUCCAUAGCGCUGCGACGACCUGCUGAGUGAGUUGAUUCUUCAACUUCUGACUCACGUCCUUCGGUGACACAAACCCAAGGACGCCGGAGCUUUUUAUCCAUAUUUACUGGUGUUUUUUUCAAGUUGUUUUGUCUUAUUUAUGUAGUGUUCAUUUCCUCAUAAUGUGAAUUUAACUUCUUGAAGCACCUGUCCGGCUCACAAACUUAAUUAUGGGAUAUCAAACGGUGGAAAUCUGCGUCUGUAUUUGAACAGGAGGCAUAUUGUUUUAAUUUCACGGUGGCUGACUUAACAAAAAUGAACUGCUUCAGUCAGAGGCUGAGGCGUACAUCUCCUGUCCACGGCAGCAGCAGAAAUGAGUUGGUCCCCUCUCAGCCUCCCAGGAUGAAUGGAUGGUCAUGGCCCCCUCAGGUUUUACAAGUGGUUGGCUGGUUGCUGUACAUCUACCUUGCCAUAGUCAGCUUCGGCAUCUACAUCCCUCUUCUUCCUACGCCGUGGAACUACAUCGUCUAUGCUGUGAUGGCUGUAGCAUGUAUCGUCCACUUUUUCACCCAUAUUGCUGCUGUGACUAUAGACCCAGCAGAUGCCAGUGUGAGGGCCAAACAGAGCUAUUCUGGUCCAAUGCCACUUUUUGACCGGACGAAGCAGACGCAUGUCAUCCAGGACCUACGCUGUUAUCUAUGUGAUGUCAAAGUUGGCCCCAAAGUAAAACACUGUGGUGUUUGCAACAAGUGUGUGGAAGACUUUGAUCAUCACUGCAAGUGGCUGAACACCUGUGUGGGUGGCAGAAACUACUGGUGCUUCUUUGUGGCACUGUCCUCUGCCACACUAGGUGUCUUCGUGCUUGUUGCUGUCAUCCUGUUCAUAUUUAUCCAGCAUUAUUUGGACCCGAACAGCCUACGGACAGACCCACAGUUUGACACCAUGCUGGGGAAUGGCACCUGGCUGGUGUUUCUACCUUUAGCACCCAUAAAGACGAGUUCGGCUGGUCUCCUUAUAAUAGCCUUCAUAACAGUCAUGCUGAGCGUCAUAUCCCUGCUGCUGCUCGGCCAUCUGCUUUGCUUCCACUUAUACCUCUUUUAUAAAGGCAUAAGCACUUAUGACUAUGUAAAGAUGCAGCGCCAGAAAGAGUCCAGAAAGCGAGACGCUGAGACAGGAAAUCCACACGAUGCGAAAAUCACUAAUAAGGCCCCGCAGCAUCAAGAGAGCUCAGUAGACUGUGAGCCAGCAUUAUCACAGAAUUCAAGUACCUGCAAUUUUGAAGAUAAAGGCGCACUCUCCACUCGACUUUCUGAGUCUUUAUGCAUGGAGUUGGAAAACUUUAAUAAAUCAGCAGAAAAGGACAACAAUUUCCACUAUGGGACAGAAAAUCCUACAGAGAACACAGCAAGGGAAAUAUGUAUGAGCGACAUCAAAAGCUGGAAACCAAGCACUGAAAUAUCUCAGAGCACCGUCGUGAAGUCUGUUGAUGGUGUUCCUAGAGUGCAGGACCCUCUGGGCAGCUCAGUGAUGACUCCAGAUGAUACUUAACACUGAUCGAUAUCUGCAUGGUGAUGCAUCAGGAUAUGCUGCUCCAAGUAACUUUUUAGUAUGAAAGUAUGCUUCAUUAAAACUGAGCCACGCAACUAUGGACCAUUGUUGAUGGGGACAGAGGACGUAUUUGACUCCACAGUGUGAUACAUAUAUGGAACAUCUUGUUGUUGUGUUUUUUUUUUCAUUGCAUUGACAUUUUGUACGCAGCCCGAACAACCCCUAAGUUUAUUUUGUUUCUUUUUAUGACACUGGUUGAAUUAUUUAAAGCAUUGUUUUAUCUCACCGAUUAAUAUUGAGAGCCAAAAGUCCAGCCCCAUUUGCAGGUAAGCCUUUGUUCCGUUAGCUAAAGUCAGAUAUGAUUAGAGAUGUAUUUUGGCAUCUUCCUGAAAAGCUGAAACAUGAUAAUGGAGUUUACUGUUUAUAUUUUAAGCCAAAUGGGUAUCAAGUACUGUACUGACAGUAACGUUUUGGUAUCUAAUUUCAUCUGAUGACCAAAGAGAGAACUUGUGGCAAAAAAACAUUUUCUGAACUGAGAGAAGUGAAGCAGAUAUCGACUUGAAAAGGGAACAGCACUUCAGCUCUCUUUGGCUGUUUUAUGAACUGUUGAUUUUACAAAGCUGGAAGUGUUUGGCAACUGUUAAAUACUAUAAAUUUAUGUUUUCCUGUU
Molecule: messenger RNA, 2227 nt
Organism: Larimichthys crocea (large yellow croaker)
Lineage: Eukaryota; Metazoa; Chordata; Actinopteri; Sciaenidae
Gene: zdhhc11
Product: zDHHC palmitoyltransferase 11
Exons: 11
Coding region: 325-1557 (410 amino acids)
Biological process (GO): peptidyl-L-cysteine S-palmitoylation; protein targeting to membrane
Cellular component (GO): endoplasmic reticulum; Golgi apparatus
Molecular function (GO): protein-cysteine S-palmitoyltransferase activity
Source: RefSeq, a predicted model, not a curated record